This is a messenger RNA of Salvelinus fontinalis (brook trout), 8737 nucleotides long. Its product is annotated as leucine-rich repeat and fibronectin type-III domain-containing protein 4-like. The transcript is spliced from 3 exons. The record is from RefSeq and is a predicted model, not a curated record. Lineage: Eukaryota; Metazoa; Chordata; Actinopteri; Salmoniformes; Salmonidae. Gene Ontology annotation, molecular function: protein binding. The coding region runs from base 826 to 3603 and encodes 925 amino acids.
CUCCCACUCCCCUCCCGCUGUCCUCUCUCAGUAGCACACACAUUGCAGUCUCUCUCUCGAUCACACACAGGCUCGCUGCAGCGAAAUCCACAAAUCACAGACUAGUACAGCACAGGACGGCAGGGGAAAAUAACGUCAAAACAAGCCAUUGAUUGAGUUGUGAAAAAGCGCGUCGACCACAGAGGUGAACCAUGCAAUCGUUAUAGGUCGUUGACAUCUAUGGUUGAGAGCCUUCCACUUCUACAGCACCGCUCCUUUCCCUGGGCAUGUCUGAAGGACUAACACAAAACAGGCAGCCUGACGGAAGGAACCAGGGAGUGAGAAGGCAUCAUUAACCUUCCCACACAGUGGUGAAACUGAACUGCCCAUUUAGGAGGAGAAAGGGGGUUAGAGAGGAUUUUUUUUUUUUUUUUUACGUUUGAAAGGCAGUUCAACACGGAGAUAACACAGGCUUGGGGAUGUUCUAGAGCCUCGCUGCUUCUGCAAAGGAUAGAUGCACAGCGAGAGGAAGAGGGGUCUGAAUACCAAUAACUACAGAGUAAACUGAAGAGACUGGAUACUGUCCUGGGAGAAGACUGCAAUUAGUGAAUAGAUAAGAGACAGAGGAGGAUAAAUGUGGUGAAGCAGAAUGAAAUGUUUCACACAUUUCAAAUCUGUUGUUGAUCUAGAAACCAUAAGCUUGUUGUCUCUGAAAACCUCCGGGCUCAUGCUUGAAAAACUAAAUCGGAUUAUUUUGAUUCACGCCUCAGUUAUCAGAACGAAUCAAUGGAUGUGGCAUCCUGAACAGCAUAAGCAGCAAAACUUCUGUGAAUAACCAGCACAACAAUGCCUAAAUCCAAACAACAAAUACUACACCCAUACCUGGCGCCACACCACUCAAAAUCCUAUUGGAAGCCUUCAAAGCAACGCACCUCUCUAAAAGGGGUCCACCCAGACAGAACCGUACCCCCUCCUAAACUCAAGCCAAAGGUGACCAGACCUUCCCUGAGACCCCCUGCCUGCCCUCUGACCCCACAGACGGUAGUCUGGCUGGCCGUGGUGACUGGUUCCUGUGUCUUCCCUGCGCUACUUGGCCCAGGCGUGUCUGCUGGAGAGACCUGGGGCAUGGUCUCCAUCUGUCCCUUCCACUGUGUGUGCCGAAACCUCUCAGAGUCUCUGAGCACGCUCUGCGUCAACAAGGGCCUGCUGUUCGUCCCUCCUGACAUUGACCGGCGCACCGUGGAGCUCCGUCUGGCAGAUAACUUCAUCCUGGAGGUGGGCAGGGUGGACUUUGCCAACAUGUCAGGCCUGGUGGAACUGACUCUGUCCAGGAACACCAUCCACACCCUGCGGCCCCUGUCCUUCGCUGACCUGGAGAGCCUGCGCUCACUCCACCUGGACACCAACCGGCUGACCAUAGUGGGGCCAAGAGACCUGUCCGGCCUGACCAACCUACAGCACCUCAUCAUCAACAACAACCAGCUGACCGCAGUCUCCGCCGAGGCCUUCGAUGACUUCCUGCAGACGCUGGAGGAUCUGGACCUGUCCUACAACAACCUGAGGAAGGUCCCCUGGGAGGCCAUCCAGAACAUGGCCAGCCUGCACACCCUCAACCUGGACCACAACCUCAUAGACCAGAUCGCUGAGGGCUCCUUCGGCGAACUCUACAAGCUGGCCCGCCUGGAUAUGACGUCCAACCGGCUGCAGACGCUGCCCCCCGACCCCCUGUUCUCCCGAUCCCAGACGGGCGUGGUCAGCCCCACGCCCUACAGCGCUGUCAUCAGCCUGAGCUUCGGGGGGAACCCCCUGCACUGUAACUGUGAGCUGCUGUGGCUGAGGCGGCUGAUCCGCGGCGACGACAUGGAGACGUGUGCCACCCCUGUCCACCUGGCCGGGCGCUACUUUUGGUCCAUCCCAGAGGAGGAGUUCACCUGUGAGCCUCCGCUCAUCACACGCCACUCCAACAAGCUGUGGGUGCUGGAGGGCCAGAGGGCAACGCUGAGGUGCCGUGCCAUCGGUGACCCCGAGCCCAUCAUUCACUGGAUCUCCCCUGACGACCGCAUCGUGGCCAACUCCAGCCGUGUGUACUCCUAUUACAAUGGCACCCUGGACGUGCUGGUGACGCGGGCGCGUGACGACGGGGCUUACACCUGCAUCGCUAUCAACGCUGCCGGGGAGGCUACAGCCCUGAUAGACCUCAAGAUCAUCCCCCUCCCUCACCGCGGCAACAACACUGUCCCCCUCACCAACCCUCGUGGAGACCCAGGCUCCUCAGACAUUUCCAGUGGGAGAACAGGAGGGUCUGGAAGGAACGGGAAGGGUGGUGGUGGUUCUGUAAAGAACGCCACAGGAGAGGGGGAGAGCGGAGAGCGGGGGGAUGCAGAAGCCAGCACCAGUGAGCGUUUGGUGGGAGUCCUGGGGGUGACUGCCACCUCUGCCCAGGUGCGCUGGGUCCUGGGCCGUGCCACUGGGCCGUACCUGGUGUGGAUGUACCAGAUCCAGUACAACUGCACUGCAGACGACGCCCUGGUGUACAGAAUUCUGCCGCCUACAAGCAACUCUUUCCUGCUGAAGAACCUGGUGUCUGGAGCAGACUACAGCCUGUGUGUCCUGGCCAUCUUUGACGAUGGGGUGUCCACCCUGGCCACCACCAAGGUCCUAGGCUGCACCCAGUUCAGCACCAAAGAGGACUUCCCAGAGUGCCGAUCCCUGCAGGCCCACUUCCUGGGCGGCACGCUGACGGUCAUGGUGGGGGGGGUCAUCGUGGUAACACUGCUGGUGUUCACCGUGGCGAUGAUGGUAAGGCACCGUGUCUGUGGAGACUGUCAAGACGAGGGCCACUACCCUGCCCAUCACCAUGACGACUUCCUGCCCUCCAAGGAAGGAGUGGAUGUUUACGCUCAGACCAACGGAAACGGGAGCGUGAUGAUGGUGGCUCUGCCCAACAACAUUCUUGGCCAACAGGCUAAGCCGCUGCCAUUGAAAACCAAACCCCAAGCCAAGAACAAGACCAAGCCAAAGCUUGACUCCGAUCAGCUCAGUGGGGAGGGAAAGGGUGAGAAGCCAGGGCUGGAGGUGGUCGUGAGGGGGAAAGGAUUCCCCCCUUUCACCCUUGAGAGUGAGAGAGUGACACUGUACUACUCCCCUGCCAACACCUCCCAGACCUUACCCCAUCCCCGAGCUCACAAGGCCCCGAAACACUCAGGCAAGCUCAAGCUGCGCCACUCUGAGGAGAAGGAGAGAGACUUGGACAAAAUGGUGGGCUCCAUAUGCAGCCUAGACUCUGAGGCCCAGGGGGAGGAGUUGGAGCGCGUGAAGGACUCAAGGAGGGGAGAUCGCCCGCCACUAGGGCCGACACGCAGCUGCUCCUUUGACGUGGGCGAGAUCACCACGACAACCUGCUACGGAUAUGCGAAGCAACUGAGUGUGAUAUGGACCAGGAGGAGCCAGUCGGUGCAGGGCAUGCUGGUCCAGUGUGCCUCAACAGCCAGUUCAGCGAGCAGCACAGGCAGCAACCACCCCCCACCUGCCCUCACACAUGGCUACCUGCACACCCACAACACCUCCAACUCUAAGUCCAGUGAGGCUGACAACAUUGGAGACCUGGAAGAGAGUGUUUUAUAGGGUGAAGAUGACAGAGGGACAAAAAGGAACAAAACAAAGACAAAUGGAUAAAUUGACAGUGGACAGGUGGAUGUAAAAGCCAUUUGGCUUAAAAAGGACGAGAAACUAUCAAAGCACACAGUGCAUUCACAAGGAACAUAGCACAUGGUGAAGGAGCUAAUGCCACGUAUGGUGUGGACAGAUGGGAGUGACAACUAUUGUGAGAAAAAAAAGGUAUAAUGAUGUCUGCUGGUCUAAAGCUGUGAGAUACCGACGACCCAAACGUAUGGGGAUUACAACCUGAGACUUGUUUCAACAAGAUUAAUUAAAAAAUUAAUGAAUUACUACAGUAAAUAAAUCAACCACCACUCAACAGCAGCGUCUCGACUUUGAAUGCCAAACCGCUGGGUAAAUCAGGCCUCAAACUGGUACACGAGACAACUGUGAUAAUCAGAUGCCAGUCAAUUAUCAUGUGUUUGUUUGCAAAGAGCAGGAAGCAGCCUAUCUGCAAACACAGAGGUGUUUGUUUAGCUGAGAGGGAGCGAGAGAGAUGGGGAGAAUAAGGGGUAGAGACACUGGCUGGGGGGAGCAGAAGAGAUGCCUGGCGUCAGGGAGGAGCUCGGAGAUAACGCAGUAGACAGGGAGUUGGUUUAUGCCACGUCUAUUGAUGCCAUCUGUCAUGUACUUUUCUGUAGUAUACAUUCAUAGCCGCAAAAGCCCCGUCGAGCUCAAUUAGCAUGAGCUGUGUGAUUGAGUGGCCGAUACACACAUUCACACAUAAGUGAGACGACAAGGAGAUAGUGUGAGAGAAGUGCGUGCAUCCGUUUCCUCUUUUCUUGCCAGAGGCAAACUGCUGACCUGUUUCAGCCAAUUAAAAAAUGCUGAUUGGAGAAUUCACACAAACACAAUGUGAACUCUGCCCAGCGGUGCUGCAACUACUGACCUGCGGUUCUACAACCAACCAUUGUUCACAUCGUAGAGCCCAGAUAUAUCACGUUCUGCUGACAAGUCCAGUUAAUAUCUGGGCCCAUAUACACAAAGCCUCUCAGAGUAGGAGUGUUGAUCUAGGAUCAGUUUGGCCUUCUAGCUCAUAAUAAAUACAAUUAUAUGGACAGCUGGGUACCUGAUCCUAGAUCAGCACUUGUAAUCUGAGACGCUUUGUGGACAACGGGCCCAGCUUGGCAGAUCUUGGUGGUUAUUUUAGAAACUACUGUAACACUUCUUCCCAGUUAACAGGACCAGCUUGGUUAAAGCUACAGUGUUCUAAGCUGUAGAUACGAUUGUGCAGUUAAGUUCAGGAGAAGUUCAACAUCUCGGAAACAGCUCAGACAUCUCCAAUAUGCUGGAUAAGAAAGUAAAGCAGUUAUUUUAAGUAGUCAUUAUUUCCUUUAGUGUCGUACGAUCCAAGUCAUUCACGCAGGCUGGCCGUUUUCUGCCCCUGCAUAUAAAACCCUACCUGUGAGCAUAGCUGCGGGAAGUACGGGUGCUGAAAUACACCACCCCCCCAAAAAAAUCAGAAUAAAGAAAAUAUAUAUACAUUUCCCCCCUCACAGAAGUAGUGCACCGGGGACUUAACUAAUCCUGUAUUAGUUGACCGAUAUAACCCUCUGUAGUGGGGGGAACUUUUAUUUUUUUCAUCCAAAGAAAGUUUUUUUUGAUUCAGUCAAGCUUGUUUAAUUCCAAAGUUUGUAAACAACGCAAAUGUAAAUAAACACUGUAUAGCUUCAACAUGGUUAAAAAUAUGACUUUGAUAUAAUUGAUGGUCAGUCCUUGCACGCCUUGUUCUUUUUGUCAUUACAACUGUUCCGAUAGCAGCACAAACAGGCUUCAGUGUGUCCAUGUCUGGACACCAACGCAGCCCUACCUUGACAAACUAAACACCUUUUUUCUCUCACGCUUUGAGCAUUACGACUGAGCUGCCGAGGACUACGUGCUUAGCCGCGAGACGAUGUUAAGGGUAGCUGCAAUUUUGUUCAUCGACGGGCAAAAAAAUUCUAAUCUGCCCCCCAAACGUCUUCCCGAGGCUUUGCCUGUGAGACAGCCAGACGGAAAACGAUUUUAAGUGACAGCGUUGACUUUUUCCAUCUCAGAUGUAGAGCCAAGGUGUUUUCUAUUCACAACUGGAGACUUGAGCAGAAAACAUGGUAAUUCAACAGGACAGACCAGCAUUCUAACUCUCCCAUUUGAAUUUAAAAUAUAUACUCCCCGUCACGCUGAAGCACCUCUACCCCAGCCACACCCUAUGAUCAGAGGAGACGAGUGUGUGGGUGGAUGUCUGUUUGCGUGAGAAAGUGGAUGAGAGACUGACACUCAUUCCACAUAAAACUACCAAUAUGAAUUUAAAAAUCUUGAAAAAGAGGCAGCUUCAUCCACCACAAUCAGUCUCCAUUUUAUUUUUAAUUUUUAAAGUGAAAUGGCCAUUUGGACAAGCUUCGUUACAAUAUAUAGACAGAACUCGAACAGUAUUCUGGACAUUUUGUGGUUGGUUCCUUGAGGGAAUCACAACCCUCCUAAAAGCAAAUGCUGUGGAAAUCAGCACCAGAUGCAAAUUGGGAAAUUCAUGUAGCCGUACAAUUCAGUACAAUUCUAUUUGUGUGCGAGAGACAAAUGUGCGAGACAGGUACAGAGGGAGGGAGAGAGAGAGAGCGAGGGGGAGAGAGAAUGAACAUUGGAGGGCUUAAGUAUUAUUCAUGCAAAUGACUCAUGUACAUGCAUGUUUAAGUGGUCAGUAACAGACUGCUGCAUACAUCAUUAAAAUCCGUGUUUAUCUGCUACCCUGGUCCUACAAAUGUCUCAUCACUACACUGCAUAGAGAGACUGUUUGUGGAGGAGCAGUGUGGGGUGUUAGUGUGGAGGGGAGGUAAGCAGAGAGGGGUAUGAUGACAAUAAGUGUCACAGCUGUGAAAUCCUUAUUGAACACCCCUAAUUCACAAUCCCGCUUUGAGGCAGAGUGCGGCAACGAUUUCAAAUCCCAUUAACAAAAAAAAACAAAAAAACUUUAAAAAUACAUAAUAAAAUCACAUAUGUUCAUCUGAGCGAGGUAAGAAAUAAAAAAACGGGAUCAUUUGUCUCUAGCCUGCCUGCACACAACAUCUUCCGCUUCGCUUUAAGCAGCCUCCCACUCAUCUCAAUUUCACACAACUCCUCUCCCCAUCUCGCUACUCCAUGCUUCAGUUCGCUAUAUCUCCCUCUAACACCAGUCACACCUCUGGGAACCAUUUAGCGCAGAUUAGGGCUUCAAAGUCCCUUGUAAAACCACUCUUCCUGCUCGACACAGUGUUUAGUAUGGACCACAAGCCACAUCUUCAGGUUCUACUUGUAAAGGAACAUAGUAGUUACACAAGCUGGCAAUAACCUGUGCUCCCAUCUCAAUUGUUCAAGAACCUCGUCUUCGCUCUCAUCCUUGUGUGUGUGUGUGUGUGUGUGUGUGUGUGUGUGUGUGUGUGUGUGUGUGUGUGUGUGUGUGUGUGUGUGUGUGUGUGUGUACACACUGUACAUCCAUAACCGAGGGGAGGGCGAGAGAGGGAGGGCGAGGAGGAGGUAGGAGAAAGGGGGACACAAUAGAUAAAACUGAUGGUGGGCACAGGAAUCCUCGAGUAGGACCCAAGAGAGUCAUUUUCUAGAGCACGAAAGGCACGAUUUCUAUCUGCAGAUGAGAGAGGGGUCAGAAAACUCCAUUUAAAGCCAAUUUAUAGUCCAGCUGCAAAGUGAGACAGAGCUACAUGUAAUGGACAUUGGGUUGGUACUGUUGGCUAGUCUUCCCAAGGUGCAUCGGCAUCCCUACAGUACACCGCAAAGCUAUUAGCACAACAGAACAAUGGACAUGAGCACUGGAAUACCUGAGAUCUUGCUGAAGCACAACUUCGGAGAGUCACAGUCUGUUUCUACGCCCAGAAAAGACAUUGUGGGAUUUACUUUUUGACAGGAUUUCAACAUGUUUAGGGAUUUUUUUCUUUCUUUUCUCGCACCAUCAAAUCAUGAGGGAUUUGGUAAAACAUGGCACCUGCGCUGCCUAUGGCUAGGGUAGUAUCACAGUUUGACAGUUUUUCCAGCCAAUAUGUUGCGCAGAUGUUGGCAGCAAGUCCUCUGCUUCCUAACACCUAAUGGUGCUGGUGAGGAAAUUACUUGGCUCUUAUUUGAACAGGUAAUUAAAUCUCUGGUGGUGUCAGUGCUAAAUAAAUGAGCUAUUUGAAGCUGCUUAAUAAAAAAGAGGCACUGCUGCGGCCUGAUGGGAUUUGAGUGGCCUUCCACCACUGGGAGGAACAGCAUGAGAGAUGGGAAAGGAGGGAUGCAUGAUAGGGGGGGAAAUGGGGAGAAAGAGUUUAGCUUACGCAGCGAGGGAAAUUAAUCACACGCAAAGAAAUGGAGGGAGGGAGUUGGGCAACAGACAUGGGUUUGAACUUGUUCACCCGUCCUGAAGUGAAAAUCCGCCAUGAACACGUGACAGUUGGCUUGUUAGUGCCCUUGUGGAGCAGAGAGGGGGUGAUCUGGAGCAGCUUUAAAUGUCUUUUGAUAUUUUGGAGUGCUGCCUUUGCAAAUCCUCAUGCCAACAACACACCUCCGGGGCAGAGGAGAGCAUAAACUUGGGGGAAGCGAGGGUUAGGGAGAGGCCGAGAGGGGUUGAAGAUAGGGGAAAUAAAAGAGCAAUGAAAUAUCACAACUCCAAGGCAGAAGUCUGUCACACUGCAUCAGUACAGGUCAAAAAGAGGAGGGGAGUAGGGACACAACUCCGGGACGGGGAAACUAGACAAGCUGAAACAGAACGAUCAAGAGAAGGGAUUACGCUGCAGGAGGCGGAGGUCUGAAGAGGCUGGGGGAGGAAAUGCAAGUGUGUGAAGGGGGGUCGGACACGGUCCGAAGACCAGAGUUCCACCACUGAUCAAUGUUGGAGAGUUGCCCCGCUGCAUGCCCUUCAAAAGCUCAGCUGUGCCAUGGUGCAGCUGCUGCCUCUAACCCUCGCUCAAAUCACACACACUUUCCCCAAUCAAAGGUUUCAUUUAGAGCCAUGGAAAACUAAGGCUGGCAGUACAAGAAUCUCCUCUCACAUAGCCGACAAAAAUACAUCCAGGCAGCCAUUACUGCCUUUCAUACUGUGCUUUCAUGUGAACAUGUUGUUAUUGACACUAGUAUCGAAUAAACAAAGAAAUCCCACUGA